GCUCUUAAAGUGAGCUGGCAGCCGCCGGGCUCCCGUCUUUGUAAGGAGACCACUGAGACGAGCAGGCUGGCGGAGAGCCGCGGCGGCAGCCUCUCCGCUGCCCUGACUUUUUAGAAAUCUCAAUGAACUAUUUGUAAAGAAUCGCUGAUCCGGCCUGCAACAUUUUUUUUUCUUUCUGCACGGCAAAGACAUCGAUCAGUGUCUGAAGAUCACAUUUUAUAUGCGAUCUUGACUUUCCCCUCCUUUUGGUCUUACAUUAUAUUUUUAUAGGUUUUGUUACCACCAUGGUGCUGGGGAAGGUGAAGAGUUUGACGAUAAGCUUUGACUGUCUUAAUGACAGCAAUGUCCCCGUGUACUCUAGCGGGGACACCGUCUCAGGCAGGGUGAAUUUAGAAGUUACUGGGGAAAUUCGAGUGAAAUCUCUGAAAAUCCACGCAAGAGGACACGCGAAAGUGCGCUGGACGGAAUCGAGAAACGCCGGCUCCAACACUGCCUACACGCAGAAUUACACGGAAGAAGUCGAGUAUUUCAACCACAAAGACACGCUCGUCGGGCACGAGAGAGACGAUGAUAAUUCUGAGGAAGGCUUCCACACCAUUCCUUCAGGAAGGCACGAGUAUGCGUUCAGCUUCGAGCUGCCACAGACACCACUUGCUACCUCAUUCGAAGGCCGGCAUGGCAGUGUGCGCUAUUGGGUGAAAGCCGAACUGCACAGGCCUUGGCUUCUACCAGUAAAAUUAAAGAAGGAAUUUACAGUCUUUGAGCAUAUAGAUAUCAACACUCCUUCAUUACUGUCACCUCAAGCAGGCACAAAAGAAAAGACUCUGUGUUGCUGGUUCUGUACCUCAGGCCCAAUAUCCUUAAGUGCCAAAAUCGAAAGGAAGGGCUAUACCCCAGGCGAGUCCAUCCAGAUCUUUGCCGAGAUUGAGAACUGCUCAUCGCGCAUGGUGGUGCCCAAGGCAGCCAUCUACCAGACACAGGCCUUUUACGCCAAGGGCAAGAUGAAGGAGGUCAAACAGCUGGUGGCCAACCUACGUGGGGAGUCGCUGUCAUCUGGGAAGACAGAGACGUGGGAUGGCAAGCUACUCAAGAUCCCACCUGUGUCACCCUCCAUCCUAGACUGCAGCAUCAUUCGUGUGGAAUACGCACUCAUGGUGUACGUGGAUAUUCCUGGGGCUAUGGACUUAUUUCUGAACUUGCCGCUGGUCAUUGGCACCAUCCCCUUGCACCCUUUUGGUAGCAGAACAUCCAGCGUGAGCAGUCAGUGCAGCAUGAACAUGAACUGGCUUAGCCUGUCCCUCCCCGAGAGGCCAGAAGCACCGCCCAGCUAUGCAGAAGUGGUGACAGAGGAGCAAAGGCGGAGCAACUUCACACACAACAGUGCUUGCGAUAACUUCGAGCGGGCACUGCAGGGCCCACUAUUGGCCUACAUUCAGGAGUUCCGGUUCCUGCCACCCCCACUCUAUUCAGAGGUGGAUCCAAACCCGGAGCAGGCUGACGACAGGCCCUCCUGCCCAUCCCGCUGAAGGGCACUGGCCAGCUGUUGCGGUUCUGAACUGUGGCCUUCGGUGAGGACGGGAGGCCUAGGAGACACGAUGGUGGAGUGACUGCCCAGAGCCUGUGGGCACAACACGCAGUGACCACUCCUGGCUUGGCCACUGCAGCACUAGGGACUGCUGCUGCCUGCGGGGUGGGGCAGCCGGCCAGGCUCCUGUCCGUCCGGGUGGACACUGCCUUCUUUGAGUUGAAUUUUGCACACGCGACGCUUACCUUGUGCGGUUCGAUGUCACUACAGCUUUGUUCCCAUUCCGCCGGACUCUGGCACGCUUCUGUGUCUGCACAAGGAACGGAGCUCUGCAGGACCCAGACACGUGCCGACACCAAGCUUAGGGAUACGGCCUGGACGCCCCAAGCGCAUGCAGGGUGCCAUGAACGGCUGUGUCCCCUCCAGCGUGGGUUUCAGCUGGACGGUGUCACGGACACCCGAGGGCUCCAGGCCAGCUUUGGCGGUGACCAGGGAGCAGUGGGGACAGGGUGGCUGGGGAUGCCCCCUUGGUCCUGGUUCUCGAUGUGUUGCCUUCCUACUUCACAGCGAGCAGCGUGUCACCGCCUCCCCAAGUCACUUAUCUCAGGUGAACGCAUCACUUGCCAAACGUUGGAAUGCGCUGUGUUUCCUUGCACUGUUGAGUUCUGGGUGGUUUUGUUUUUUUCCUGUUUUGGUUGGCUUUUUGGAGAGGGAAAUUUGGAAAUAGGAUGUACACAAAGUGACACCCCACCAGGUGGCCCGUCACACUGGGGGGCAGCAGGUAAGGCAGAGGCAGCUGUGGGCAUCCACGUUGUGAGGCCCAGUCGUGUGGGAGGGCAGGAAUGGUAGUGUGUCACCUGCUGGGGACUGGUGCCGAUGGAUCUCAUUGACUGCAGUGUCUGCUGGGCCAUG
Octodon degus (degu) is the source of this 2437-nucleotide messenger RNA. RefSeq names its product arrestin domain containing 3 (gene Arrdc3). The record is from RefSeq and is a predicted model, not a curated record. The transcript is spliced from 8 exons. The coding region runs from base 285 to 1526 and encodes 413 amino acids. NCBI's taxonomy places the organism in Eukaryota, Metazoa, Chordata, Mammalia, Rodentia, Octodontidae. Gene Ontology annotation, biological process: protein transport. Gene Ontology annotation, cellular component: cytoplasm.